Molecule: messenger RNA, 1746 nt
Organism: Schistosoma curassoni
Lineage: Eukaryota; Metazoa; Platyhelminthes; Trematoda; Strigeidida; Schistosomatidae
Source: the annotation of a GenBank genome assembly
AUGUUGAUCCUAAGAUUCAUUCUUUUGUAUUUGCCUUUCUGUUUAUUGAUAUGUAAGGCUGAUGAUGCUGCUACAGCACCUGAAGUAGAAAACAAGAAACCGUCAUUCAAGAAUCCAAAUAUCCCCAAAAAUGCUUACCUUGCACUGUUCUUUAACUCACCAUCAGAUAUUACUGAGAAACUUGUAGUCUCUCAGGCACGCAAAGAUGGUAUAGAUGACUCAAUUGCGAAGUAUGAUGGUGUUUGGUCUGUUGAAGUGCCAUAUACCAGUGCGAUAGAAAAUGAUCAUGCACUGGUUCUCAAAUCCAAGGCAAAACAUCAUGCUGUUUCGACAAAACUGUUCAGGCCAAUAAAGUUUGACACCAAUGAGCUUGUUAUCCAGUAUGAUGUCAAGUUCCAAGAUGGGAUCGAUUGUGGUGGCGCCUACAUAAAGUUGUUGAGUGCUUCACCAAAUUUGGACCUGAAACAAUUUAACGACAAAACUCCGUAUACAAUUAUGUUCGGUCCCGACAAAUGUGGACUAGAGAACAAAUUCCACUUUAUUUUCCGGCACAAAAAUCCCAAGACUGGUGUGUAUGAGGAAAAGCACGCUAAAAAGGUUGUUCCAGAACUGGAGUCAUACUUUUCAGACAAGAAGACACACCUUUACACAUUAGUUUUACGUUCGGAUAACUCAUUUGAGCGGUACAUCGACCAGAUUAAAGUUCAAAGUGGCAGCCUACUUGAAGAUUUUGAUCCUCCAGUUAAUCCUCCCAAAGAAAUUGAUGAUCCUGACGAUAAAAAGCCAAGUGAUUGGGAUGAAAGAGAAAAGAUUGUCGAUACAAAUGCCAAAAAGCCGGAUGACUGGGAUGAAGAUGCUCCCGCAACUAUCGAAGAUGAAAGUGCCGUAAAACCAUCCGGGUGGCUUGAUGAUGAACCAGAGAUGAUUCCAGAUCCUGUUGCAGUACCUCCAAAAGACUGGGAUCGCGAAAUGGACGGUGAGUGGGUUGCACCACAAAUAAAUAAUCCUAAAUGCGCCAGUGCACCUGGGUGCGGUAAAUGGCAACGACCAAUUGUACCAAAUCCAAAAUACAAGGGCAAAUGGUCUGCUCCAAUGAUUCCUAAUCCAAAUUAUAAGGGUAUUUGGACACCAAGGAAAAUUCCAAACCCUCACUAUUUUGAAGAAAAGAAUCCAUUCAAGAGCUUAGCUGAAGUGAACGCAAUAGGUCUAGAAUUAUGGUCCAUGACUGACGGCAUCACUUUUGACAACUUCCUGAUUGUUGAUUCAAAGCGCGCGGCUGAUGAAUUUGCUCAAGAAACAUGGACAAUUAAAAAGGAAGCUGAAAGAUUAGCCGAUCCGAAAGCACAAAGUGUUGUGGAUGCUAUACGAGAAACCUAUAAUGAGAAACCUUGGCUUAUCUUUGUAGUUGGCCUUGUUUGUACAUUACCCAUUCUUUUAUGCUGUAUCUACAUGUGCCGGUCACCAUCCAAACAACAUGAUAUUGGUAUGCGCAAGAAGACGGAUACAUCCACGCCAGACGACUCUCAUGUACAUGUUAGUGAAAGAAAUGCAGAAACCGAAGAAUUAGAAGAAUCUGGCGAAGAAGAUAUUGUCCAAGUUUCUAAAGGCUCCGGUGAUGAAUCAACCGCAAAUAAAACAGGGAGCAGCAGAGAUAACUCCGGAGAGGAAACUCCUGAUGAAUCUGGAGAAACCGAGAAAGCGGCUGCAAAACAGUCUAUUAGAAAACGACGUUCACGAAAGGAAUAA